Messenger RNA from Microdochium trichocladiopsis, 1016 nucleotides. RefSeq lists its product as uncharacterized. The coding region runs from base 45 to 677 and encodes 210 amino acids. NCBI's taxonomy places the organism in Eukaryota, Fungi, Ascomycota, Sordariomycetes, Xylariales, Microdochiaceae. The record is from RefSeq and is a predicted model, not a curated record. The transcript is spliced from 2 exons.
UGGUGAGUAUCAUUGUCGCGGUGGUCGCCGUGAUCAAAGCAUACAUGCCUCUAAAGGCGGAGCUGCAGCCACACCGGACCAUGUCGAAGCUGUGGGCUUUCAAGCUCCUCAUCGGACUGCAGGUUCUGCAGAGCGUCAUUUACCAGAUCCUCACAGCACUAGAUCCUUCGCCGCUCGUCCCCUCUGCAUACCUGAGCCCCGUCGACAUUGGCAUCGGCAUUCCAAUGAUGAUCGUCAACAUCGAGAUGGUCUUCUUCGCCAUGUUCUACUAUUAUGCUUAUACAGUAGGCCCGUACAAGCUGCAGUCUGGCGAGACUCGCGCCCUCGGGCCCCUGCGAGCUUCUCUGCAGAUGCUAAACCAGGGUGAACUAAUGGCUGGCACUCUCUUUGUGUUGACCAUAAAGAGGCAUGCCCGCGUGGCGGCUGCCCGGAUCGGAGAUGGCCAUGUGCGCGAGCCGAAGCCUGAGGAGGGCUCGUGGUGGAUGUUCUGGCAGAAGACGAAAUCACAUCGACGCUCGGCUGUGCCAAAGGCGCAAGGCGUCUCCGAUGAGGCUCGCCGCAAGGACUCGGUGGACUCUGCGUGGUCCGUCCCAAUCGCUUUGGGGGAAGUAUCCGGAGCUGCAGAAGACGGUCGCACCCAGAGACAUAGUCAGAGUGUCAUCGGCGUGGCUCGGUAGCGUGGUGACAUCUUUGUCUUGAUAUGGUCAUGGGAAGGGGACUGCUCGAGAUGGGAAGCCAAUGGACCCGGCUAGAUAGGGAGCCUGAACAGGCAAGAGGAACAAAUCGACCAUAUUGGAAGCAGCCUAUCGCGCUGGGCUUCGUGUUGAUGCGAAGCUAAAUAUGCCUGGCAAGCAUGGCAAAGCUUGGAAUGCAAUCAUGCAAUUGCAACUGUACGUACUAUGGCAAUGGUUUCCCAAGUGCCAAUGAGAGAACAAAGGAGGCCUGCAGCUAUGUGCAAGAAUGCAAGCGAUGAGCCUAUUGAGACAGAGGACCGGCUCCGCCCCGUGAUUCAAAGU